UCCCUUUUACUCUCACUUAGGAAAAGUCACCAAUCUCUUCUUCUUCGUCCUAACCAUGACCUUGUCUUUCGUUUGUUCUCAGUUAGGAUCGCUAAGGCGACGGGCCGGCGAACGUAUAAGAAUGACAAUUGCCAAGUGAGAAUGACGGGCAAGCUCGUUGAACGAAACCGCCGUCAUAUUUGCUGCUAUUCUACCAUAGCUGAAGCCCAAGACUUCAAAGUCUCUCCCUAAACCUUAUACUGUCUUACCUCGCCCUGCAACCGUUUCUGAUAUGUAUUCUCAUACGCUCGCGGUUAUCGCGAUUACCAUUCUUUCAUGCUCGUUCGCUUUAGUUUCUUCGUCACCGAUUGAUGAAGUGAAUGCUAACAUUCUCGCGAUGAAAAACAAUCUCGGAUGCACGUCACCAAAUGGAUGCCAGCGGAAUGCAACAAUAGAUGAUGCUGUAACGUCCGGGGUUUUGGCUGCGAUUCCGCCGCGAACGGCGCCGGUAGUCGUUGCUGCUCUUGCAGGUGGUCUGGUAGCGUCACUGCUAUGAGCUGAGUCUUGGACAUUGAUAUUUACUUCACCAUGAACUAUAUAACUGGGCACACGCUGCACAUUCAUAAAUUAUUCCAUAAUCCUCGUUCUUUCAUCAGACCCGUUCAAAUUCCAUUGUCUCGCAUAUACAGAUAGCUUUGUCAAUUUUACAUGUCAUACUCUUGUCAGUUGACCUCGGUGAGAUCGUAUGCUAGAUGGCCUCAUGCCUUGAAAAAAUCACCGUACGAAAU
Messenger RNA from Somion occarium, 767 nucleotides. The record is from the annotation of a GenBank genome assembly. NCBI's taxonomy places the organism in Eukaryota, Fungi, Basidiomycota, Agaricomycetes, Polyporales, Cerrenaceae.